Messenger RNA from Trichoderma virens Gv29-8, 1728 nucleotides. RefSeq lists its product as uncharacterized. The record is from RefSeq and is a predicted model, not a curated record. The transcript has 2 exons. The coding region runs from base 1 to 1236 and encodes 411 amino acids. NCBI's taxonomy places the organism in Eukaryota, Fungi, Ascomycota, Sordariomycetes, Hypocreales, Hypocreaceae.
AUGGAGGCUUCCAAUACCACCUCCUAUCUCGCCAACUUGCUGGCCCCAAUCCUUCCAGCACUUCCUGCGGCUGCCGUAUCGACCGAGCCGGCUGUAGGCAUCUUGCCGCUGCUCUCGCCUAUACUGAGACAACGGGUGAAUCUGUUCUCUUCGUCCAGCACAGAACCAUGGCUUAAGCUGCUGUGCUACGACACAGGCAAGGCUGCAAAAUUGGCCGAGCUGGUGCUGAGUGGGAGCUUAGAGCCUCACCCUGUCUCGGGAGAGGUCGAGGUUGAUUGGAGUUACGAUUCCCAGACAAGAUACCGGAGGCUGGACCAAGAGACGCUGCAGGCGUUGACAGUCUUGACCGAGCUUGGCCUUGCAUUUCAGCUGGUAUACUGCGUCAACGAUGCUGCAGGCGGUGGCGAUGGAUGGAGAGUUGGGGAGAUUACACUGGCAGACAAGGCCUCUCUCUUUUCGCAGUUCGGCGGCGUCCCAACCAUUGCAGAAGCAGAGGCCAAGUUUCAAGAAGCCAAAACCACCAACCCCACCGUGACCUAUAACAACGGGUCAACCACCAGCAGCGAAGACCUGAUGGAUGACGAUGAUGACGAUGGAUACUGGGACCGUUACGAUGCCACUCCCGCACGCACUCCCGCCAACAAUCGCUCCCCGGCUCCUCAUGCCAAUGCCGGUGCCGGUGCUGCUGCUGCUACCUCCGCAGCUCACUUGGGCGCCUACAACGCCGCUGCGGCCAUGGACGAUGACGACGACGACUAUUAUGCGCAGUACGACGACGUCCAGCCGGCCAUGGACAAUCACGAUCCCGAUGAAGAGGCUCUGCUGCGCGCUCACGUCCAGCCGCCCCUCGGUCUCGGCCGCACCAGCAACGCUGCCGACUCCUUUAUCGUUACAGACCCCAACGAAACCCGAAGCUCCUGGCCGUUUGCCGAUGCAGACAAGGCCAGCAACCACGGUAGCCAAGCCAAAUCCGACCUCCCAACCCCUCAGGAGCUUGCUCUCCUACACCCGCGUCCCGAAUCCAGCGCCAGCUCUAAUGGCUCACAUACCGUCGCCCGGCUCGAAGCCUCCGCCGGCAAGCAGGAGCAAAACGAGUUUGGUGUCAAGCAGCACGUGUCUCGCAGUAUCCGCAGCUUGUACCUUCUUGCCCGGUCGUCGGGCAUUGAGCGAGAGGAGUUUGAGCGGCUGGUGAGGGAGGAGAUGGACGUUUUGUCCCUGGUUGAGGAUCAGGAUUGAUCAAACUACCUAUAUACCCCAGAACAAUUGUGAAGUCACGGAUAUUUGGAUACGGAAUGCAUAUGAUGGAGCAAAUUGGAAAAAUAUGGAAAGUAUACAAAUGGAUACUUGUGAGGGGCCCAAAAGAGAUGGAGUGUGCAUAUGGGGGGAAAUGCUACAAAGCAGAACGUUUACAUUUUUUUCUUCUUUUCUUGGAGAUUUUUGUUUUUACUUUCUUCUACUUUUUUUAUGCUUGAUUCAAGCAUCACAGCGAAACGGCCGGAAGGGGGCUAGGUGCCGAAUGCUGGCGGUGGAUGGCGUUUAUGGGAAGUGGGAUUCGACAAACAGCAAUUGGAUUGCUACUGCAUCAAAGUCGGAGUUGUUGAGCAUACUGGAUGCUCAUCUAUUGUUUUUACCUCUUGGUUUAUUUUCUUCUUCUUUCGGAAGCUAGAAUUCCUCUCAAUUGAUAGGGAAGAUUUUGGUUAUAUAGCAAGGAGAAAUGUAUCACAUGUU